AUGUGUGUUGUGGCUCCGUUGGAGAUUCAGAGGUUUUCUGAGUUAGUGAACAAGGCAAGGGUUAUUGAAGAUUAUGCUAAGAAGGUAGCAUUGGCAAGGGAUACUCGUGGAGGCAACAACAGAGGCCGUGGAAAAUAUUUCCAGUCUAGGGGUCAAAACUUCAAAAGAUGUGGACACGCCCCUCAACACCCUCAAGGUCAAGGAAACUUUAAGAGGACUAACUACGAUCAGUAUCACCAGGCGAAGGAAAGAGGACAUAUUACAAAGGAUUGCCUUUAUGGAAGGAAUUUGAAUGUGCGUUGGAACCAACAACAAGACCAAGUGUUUGCUGUGAAUGCCAAUGAUGUUGCUAAGUCAGAUCCUUUGAUGAGAGAUAAAUGUUUUAUUAGUGACAAAGUGUUGGUUACAUUGUAUGAUACGGGAUCAUCACAUUCAUUCAUUACAUUUGAUAAGGCUGCUGAACUAGGGUUAAAAAUCUCGCACUUAGCUUUCGAUUUGCAUGCGCAUACCCUAUCUCAGAUAGUUGUGACUAGAUUAGGUUGUAGGCAAAUACCUUUCAAGAUUGAGGAUAGAUCUUUUGUUCAUGACUUAAUUUGUUUGCCGAUGGUCGAGAGGCACCUCGCUAGGCAUUUGGAGUUCCUAGCACAACGGAGUUGGGAUGUCGCUCCAGGAAUGAAAACCGAUGUGGCGUCCUAUGUAUCUAAAUGCUUAACUGUCAAAAGUCAUAUUCUGGAACCCGAAUCGGUUCAAGUAAGAGAAGAUUUGACACUGCAAGUAACCCCAGUUAGAAUUGAUGACACCAGCAUUAAACGGUUGCGUGACAAAGAGGUUUCACUGGUGAAAGUUGCUUGGAAUUGGGAUGGAAUCAAAGAACACACGUGGAAACUUGAAUCUAAAAUGCGAAAUGACUAUCCACACUUGUUCUCAGAUAGUGAAUAUGUGAUUGCAGAACAAUAUUUGAGGUGA
Molecule: messenger RNA, 966 nt
Organism: Arachis duranensis
Lineage: Eukaryota; Viridiplantae; Streptophyta; Magnoliopsida; Fabales; Fabaceae
Exons: 5
Coding region: 1-966 (321 amino acids)
Source: RefSeq, a predicted model, not a curated record